GUCGCGUCUAGUUAGUGUGAGACCAAAGAGAUAAAACCAAAGAUAGUUAAACAAGUAUAUAAAAACAAUAAUAACAGCAUUAUGAAAAGUGUAAAGCAAAUUGUCAUUUUAUUCUGUUUAGUUCACGCAUGCCUAUCUCAGGUUUUAAGUAAAGGUGUGUGCAACCAACAGCUUCCAACUGUAAAAAAUUUCGAUGCUAAUCGGUAUUUGGGUCGCUGGUAUGAGCAACAAAAGUAUCCAUUUAUUUUUGAAUUGGGCGGCAAAUGUAUUUAUGCCCAAUACGGCCUUCUCCAGAAUGGCGAUAUUAGUGUCUAUAAUUUUAAUAUAAAUGAGUUAACUGGAGCACCAAAAGAUAUCAGAGGAUCCGCUAAAAUUGUUGGACCCGCUAAACUACUUGUAACAUUUGACAAUAUGCCUGCCUUUGCUGGAGGUGCCAACUAUUGGGUACUUGAUACAGAUUAUGAAAACUAUGCGGUGGUCUAUUCGUGUACGGAUAUUCUGGGAUUUCUUAAAGGACAGGUUGUCUGGAUCUUAACCCGUGAACGCGAUCCCAAACCUCAAUAUAUUGAACAAGCUCGUGAACUCAUCAAACAGCUUGGCUUGUCGUUGGGACCCCUGCAGCGUACCAAUCAAAAUGGUUGUGGUAGCUCCAAUUAAAUCCACACAAACAAGGGAUCACACAAAAGGUCAACAAUGAAAAAGUUUGAAAUUGAAAAACAUUGUUGUUACCCGUGUAAUUUCCCGAUAAACAAAUAAAAGCAAUGAAAUUACAA
This is a messenger RNA of Stomoxys calcitrans (stable fly), 773 nucleotides long. Its product is annotated as apolipoprotein D-like. Lineage: Eukaryota; Metazoa; Arthropoda; Insecta; Diptera; Muscidae. Gene Ontology annotation, molecular function: pigment binding. The record is from RefSeq and is a predicted model, not a curated record. The transcript has 6 exons. Bases 82 to 657 code for a protein of 191 amino acids.